Molecule: messenger RNA, 663 nt
Organism: Emiliania huxleyi CCMP1516
Lineage: Eukaryota; Haptophyta; Isochrysidales; Noelaerhabdaceae
Exons: 2
Coding region: 1-663 (220 amino acids)
Source: RefSeq, a predicted model, not a curated record
AUGCUUGAGCCUUGGGACCGUGCCCACCGCGCCGUCGCCCUUUGGGGGCAGAGCCCUUGGGCAGAGCCCUUGGAGCCCUUGCCGCGUCAGACAGAGGGGACAUCGAUUUCUUAUUUUUGGUUCUCGAGUACGAGUACGCGGGCAGUUUCUUGGGAGUCGACCGUUUCAUUUUCCUACGUCCGUGCCGCCGUCAGCGCGACGGUCAGCGCGAUCUGGGCCCUCUCGCUCCGGCGCUGGGGCCUGCUAUCGCUCGGCUCCAGCCUGCUCUACCUGUGGAACAUCUCGACGCUCUCGAGCAGGCGGCGCAACAGCCCGUGCCCUGAGCACGGCCCGCUGCUGCGCAUCAUGUACGGCCUCUUCUCCACCUGGCUCGCCGAGCGCGUGCUCGGCCACCUGCUGGUGCUGCACACGCGGCCGGACGAGCCACAGGCGGAGCAGAUCGGCGGCACGCUGCCUUCCGUGAUGGGGCCGCGCGAGCUGCGCAUCAAGGUGGUGCCGAUCCUGGGCGCCCAGGUCUUCUCUGGGCACGGGUACGCCGACAUGCUGCUCACGAAUGGCCGUGCGCAGCGACCCGUCCAAAUGCGACCGUCCUCGCAGCCGACAGUCCACUGCCUGCUAAAGAAUCACAGCGACGAAUCGGCGACGCAUGCAGGCUGGUCAUGA